AUGACCUCACCAGCCCCUCUCAGACCACCCCCCCCUUCACUUUUCAACUUUUCCUUCCGUGCCCUCCUCCGAGCAAGGCGGUGCCGAGGCCCAGCUGACCCCCUGGGAUCCCCCGGCAGCGGACAGGGAAGGGUUAAAGGCCCCCGGCUCCCUGCCCCCUGCCCUGGGGAACCCCUGGCCUGUGGGGACAUGAACUCCCCACGCGCUGCCAGCCGGGUCUCCGGCUGCCCGCGUCCCGGAGCGCCUCUCAGGCCAGGUGUUUAUCACCUGGUCCUGGUGGUGCUGAGCCUAUGGCCAGAUAGAGCCGUUGCCCCCGGGCCACCAUCUGGCUCCCCACGAGUCUCUCCAGAUCCUCGUGCAGAUCUGGACAGCGCUGUCCUCCUGACCCGAUCCCUUCUGGCAGACACUCGGCAGCUAGCUGCGCAGAUGAGAGACAAAUUCCCAGCGGACGGAGACCACAAUCUGGACUCCCUACCUACCUUGGCCAUGAGCGCUGGGACGCUGGGAUCUUUGCAGCUCCCAGGUGUGCUGACAAGGCUUCGAGUAGAUUUGAUGUCCUACCUCCGGCAUGUACAGUGGCUGCGCCGGGCAGGCGGUCCUUCCCUAAAGACUCUGGAGCCAGAGCUAGGUGCCUUGCAAGCCAGGCUGGACCGACUCCUCCGUCGUCUACAGCUCUUGACUUCUCGCCUGGCUUUGCCCCAGGCAACCCCAGACCAACCCACAGUCCCCUUGGGCCCUCCUGCCUCAGCCUGGGGAAGCAUCCGGGCUGCUCAUGCCGUCUUAGGCGGGCUGCACCUGACCUUGGACUGGGCUGUGCGGGGUCUGCUGUUGUUAAAGACUCGGCUGUGAUGCAGGACUGAAAGCCACCACCGACAUCAUCUUCCAAAGCCACAUUUUAUUUAUUUAUUUAUUUUGGUACUGGGGGGGCGCAUGAUGAUCAGGGGCACGCCACACCCCACACAACUGACACCCAGCUAGAUACACUUCCUCCAGGAGACCUGGAUGGGGGUGGGGUCACCUGGGUGGCUUAUUUAUGCUUAUUUAUUUAAGGAAUUGGGGGUUAGGAGGGACAGGUGGA
Molecule: messenger RNA, 1078 nt
Organism: Onychomys torridus (southern grasshopper mouse)
Lineage: Eukaryota; Metazoa; Chordata; Mammalia; Rodentia; Cricetidae
Gene: Il11
Product: interleukin 11
Exons: 7
Coding region: 1-849 (282 amino acids)
Biological process (GO): positive regulation of MAPK cascade; positive regulation of cell population proliferation
Cellular component (GO): cytoplasm
Molecular function (GO): growth factor activity; cytokine activity
Source: RefSeq, a predicted model, not a curated record